Messenger RNA from Fusarium tjaetaba, 1086 nucleotides. RefSeq lists its product as uncharacterized. Lineage: Eukaryota; Fungi; Ascomycota; Sordariomycetes; Hypocreales; Nectriaceae. The transcript has 5 exons. The record is from RefSeq and is a predicted model, not a curated record. The coding region runs from base 1 to 1086 and encodes 361 amino acids.
AUGGCUGCCAAUGGAGGUAAUGGUACCUACGAUGAAGCUUUUCUCAAUGAGAGUCGACAGAAUGAAGUUUACGCGACGCAUAUCGCAUUUUUUGUCCUCAUGAUGAUUAUUGUGCCAUGUCGGUUCUUUUCAGCGCGGUUGACAAAGAAGACGCUAUCAUGGGACGAUUGGCUUGCAUACUUUGCAGCCUUCAAUACGAUCGGGGUAUUCAUCACAAGUAUGCUGUGGCUUCGAUUUGGCCUAGGUAGGCAUCUUGCCUGGGUGAUGCAGGACGACCCAGAGAACAUCGAAAACUUCUUCAAGGCCAUCAUUGCAAAUGAGAUCAUGUACACGACAGCUUUGGCCUGUGCGAGGCUAUCCCUUGUAGCGUUCUUCUACCAUAUCUUUGGCGUCUCAACCAUGAGAUACUUUCUGCACGGAUUUGUCGUUUUCAUCAUUGCGUGGGCGAUCUCAACGUACGUUCCCUCGAUUCGAACAUGCUGGCCUAUUUCUAGCUUCUGGGAUGGCACGAAUCAGAAUUGUAUCGAUCUUUCCAAGUUUUAUGUUGGUGUCGCGAUUGGAGGUAUCGUCACUGAUAUUGGUCUGAUGAUUAUUCCUCUGCCGUACAUCUGGGCUUUGAAGGUACCCUUGUACCACAAGAUCUUGAUCGCAAUCAUGCUGGUCUUUGGUAGUUUAAUAAGUGCUUGUUUCGUCACAAUCAUCCGCCUCACCAAGGUCAUCACCGUUGAUCUGACCGAUCCAACCUGGGGAACUGUCGACCUUAUGAUCUGGACCGGCAUGGAGGUCUACAGCGCUGUGAUCUGCUGCUGCCUCCCGACCAUGCGUCCGCUCGUCAAAUUUGUCUGGAAGAAGCUUGGCCUGAAGCAAUUGAGUUCAAGCGGCAACACAGAUCCAUCAAAGCCUACAUCAAAUGGAACUGGCAUGUGGGGAAAUAAGUCCCGUCAAACCUCGCGACAUUUAACAGAUGGCGUUCUUGCAUCUAAUGCAGACGAGGUGGAGUUGACGAAGCAUGCUUAUUACGAGCUGCAUUCAGAUAAUGCUCAUGGUCGAUCACAAGACUCGAUCACGGUGCAUCAGCAAGUUUGA